This is a messenger RNA of Oncorhynchus keta (chum salmon), 3891 nucleotides long. Its product is annotated as E3 ubiquitin-protein ligase Midline-1-like. The transcript is spliced from 10 exons. The record is from RefSeq and is a predicted model, not a curated record. NCBI's taxonomy places the organism in Eukaryota, Metazoa, Chordata, Actinopteri, Salmoniformes, Salmonidae. Gene Ontology annotation, molecular function: protein binding; zinc ion binding. Bases 344 to 2401 code for a protein of 685 amino acids.
GCCUGCGUGCUCUCACUGGGCUGGGGAGAGGAGCGGCUUUAGGGUGCGAGGAAAUAUGCCACGAGAGGCGAUGUGACAGCCAGAGACAGACGCACACUGACACAAAGUUCCCCCAGUCGGACUGGAGUAUUGCUGGGCUACUACUGCUGCAGCUGAUCUGUUGUAACGGAGAAUGAAGGGCCUCUACUGACCUGACGGUUCAGCAGCUCAGUUCAGCGCUCUCAUUUCUUCUUCCUCUCUUAUUUCACUCUGCUUAUGGACAAUGGGAUUUUAACCAUGUGGCAGAUAGCUGAGCAGUUACCCUGGAUUUCGCUGACACCGCGCCUGAGUUCCGCUUGAGAGGAUGGAAGCGCUGGAGUCAGAGCUGACUUGCCCAAUCUGCCUCGAGCUCUUUGAGGACCCACUGCUCCUGCCCUGUGCCCACAGCCUGUGCUUUGGCUGCGCCCAUCGCAUCCUGGUAUCCCACUGUGCCUCCAACGAGCCCGUCCAGUCCAUCGGAGCCUUCCAGUGCCCCACCUGCCGCUAUGUCAUCUCUCUCAGUCCGCAGCGUGGCCUAGAAGGACUGAAACGCAACGUCACCCUCCAGAACAUCAUCGACCGCGUCCAGAGGGCCGCCUCCUCCGGCCCCCUGGCCCUGCUGCCCCACAGCGGGCCCAACUCCCCAAGCGAGGACGCCGGGCGAUUCGCCCUGGCCCUGGUCCCCGCCUCCACCGCCAUGACCAGCCCCGGGACGCCGCCCAGCCACGUGCAGUGCCAGUUCUGCGAGCAGGACCCGCCGCAGGAUGCCGUCAAGACGUGUGUGACGUGCGAGGUGUCAUACUGUGACGAGUGCCUGCGCGCCACGCACCCCAACAAGAAGCCCUUCACGGGCCACCGUCUGAUCGAGCCCAUGUCGGACUGCCACCUGCGGGGGCUGCAGUGCCUGGAGCACGAGGAGGAGAAAGUGAACAUGUAUUGCGUCACCGACGAACAGCUCAUCUGCUCUCUGUGCAAACUGGUAGGAAGACACCGAGACCACCAGGUGGCGGCCUUGAGCGACCGCUACGAGAAACUCAAGCAAGCGUUGGAUUCCAACCUGAGUCAUUUGGUCAAGAGGAAUAAUGAGUUGGAGGGGUUGAUGGGAAAGUUGAUCCAAACCUGUCAACAUGUAGAGGUCAAUGCAUCGCGGCAGGAGGGAAAGCUGAUGGAAGAAUGCGACCUCCUGAUUGACAUCAUCCAGCAAAGGAGACAGAUCAUUGGGACCAAAAUCAAGGAGGGGAAGGCGGUCCGGAUCAGGAAGCUAGCCCAGCAGAUCUCCAACUGUAAGCAGUGCAUCGAGAGGUCCUCUGCUCUCAUCACCCAGGCCGACCAGACCCUGAAGGAGACGGACCACGCCCGCUUCCUCCAGACCGCCAAGAGUAUCACCGAAAGGGUUUCCAUGGCGACCGCCUCCUCUCAGGUCCUGAUUCCAGAGAUCAACCUGACGGACACGUUUGACACGUUCGCUCUGGACUUCACCAAGGAGAAGAAGCUGCUGGAGAGCCUGGACUACCUCACAGCGCCAAGUCCUCCGGGCAUCAGAGAAGAGCUCUGCACGGCAUCGUACGACACCAUCACCGUCCACUGGACCUCAGACGACGAGUUCACAGUGCUUUCCUAUGAGCUCCAGUAUGCUAUCUUCACAGGGCAAGCCAACGUUGUCAGCCUGUGUAACUCUGCAGACAGCUGGAUGAUUGUGCCUAACAUCAAGCAGAACCACUACACCGUCCACGGCCUGCAGAGCGGCACCAAGUACAUCUUCAUCGUCAAAGCCAUCAACCAGGCAGGUGCCCGCAGCAGUGAGCCAGGGACACUCAAAACCAACAGCCAACCUUUCAAGCUGGACCCCAAGUCCGCCCACAAGAAGCUGAAGGUCUCCCAUGACAACCUGACGGUGGAGCGCGACGAGACGGCAUCGAAGAAGGGACACGGCCAGGAGCGCUUCACCAGCCAGAGUAGCUACGGCGUCGUCGGCAACGUUUACAUCGACAGCGGACGCCACUACUGGGAGGCCCUGAUUGGAGGAAGCACAUGGUAUGCGGUGGGCAUCGCCUACAAGUCGGCCCCCAAGCACGAGUGGAUUGGCAAGAACUCGGCCUCCUGGGUCCUGUGCCGCUGCAACAACUCGUGGGUGGUGCGUCACAACAGCAAGGAGCUGGCCAUCGAGCCUUCGCCCCACCUGCGCCGCGUGGGUGUCCUGCUGGACUACGACGCCGGCUCGCUUACCUUCUACGACGCCGUGGGCUCGCAGAACCUGCACACGUUCCACGUGUCCUUCGCCCAGCCCGUGUGCCCCGUCUUCAACGUGUGGAACAAGUGUCUGACUGUGCUCACGGGUCUGCCCAUCCCCGAACACCUAGAAGGGUUGGAAACCCAGGACUGAGACCCCCUGGGAACUAGAGUUCCACCGGGCCAAAUCAGACUAAAUUGGGUUGGGUUAGGUUAGAUUAAGCCACCUCCAAGGCACUUUGGGCCACUAUGAACUAGAAAAGGCCAUCCGCAAACUUGAAUCAUCACAGAAAAUGUCAUGCUACCACCUCAUUUUGUUUUAGGCACUUUGGACCAACCCUUGGGCCAACGUCAAUCGCACAGACCACCCUCGAUUCAACCACAGACCGUUUGACCACAGACCGUUUGACAAUAGACCGUUUGACAAUAGACCGCUCUUUGCAAUGGGAAAGAAGGAAAGAGCUACGUAGCUGUACAGUUGUGAAUUAUAGCUUUGCCCAACUCCCACCUUCAUGAUUAUGGAACUAAAGUAGCCAUGAAUUUAAAUGUUUUUACUACCAUUUUCUUGUGCUUAUAUGACAGAUAUUAAUUAUUGAAGUGUAAGAAAAUAGCCUAGAUACAUUUCCAUAUGCACAUCUUCCCUUACAUUUACACAUUGUUCAUACGUUAUUUAUGGUCAGUUUACCAGACAUAGGAGACAUUUAUAAAUCUAGGGAAAUUAUUUUGAUGCAAUUUAUCGAUGUUACUUUCUAAUCUCGAACAAGUAUUGUGUCCUAAUACAUGAAUGUGUAAAUUAUACAUAUUUUGUGACAACAUAAUUACUUUCUUCCUUAUAGUACCUUAAACCCACAAGUGUAAAAGUACUGUUGCAUUUUAGACAAGCAAUUGCAUUGCAUUUUUUUAAAUAUUUUUGUCAUGUUUUGUAAUGGGAUAGGUCCUUUGUAGUUCAGCCAUGCAUGUUAGUGAGUAUAUCUCAGGUCCAUUCCAAAUCUUGUUUUCAUCCAUGGAAAUAAUGCAAACUACUUUGUCCUCUCCUGAGUGAAUACUCACUUCCUACUGUACUUAGCAGGUGUCACAAACCCGAACUGAAAAACACUUCCACUUUGCUGUUAAGUACAGUGACGACGCGACUAAUACAAUCAUCACUCUCAUUUCACUGACAAACUCAGUCAUUAUUUCACCAAGGUCGAUGCCACCACGAGCCACAGCUUGACCUCACGCUUGACCACUGUAUGACCCAGUGACCAUGAACUCAAAUGUUGUAGGAUACGUCUCUCUACCACACACAGGCACUCCAUGAUGUACAUAACAUAUUAUGUUCUCUUUUACUCUUGUCUUCUUUCAAAAGAAGGACCAUCUGGAUAUUUUACAGAUAAUCGUUUUGUUUUUAAAGGAACAAAAUGGAUCUGUUCACUCAUUAAUUUGUGUCUUAGGUUUGGGAUGAUCCUUUCCUUGUAAUGGAUGCAGCGAUUAUCUGCUCUUUAAUGUUGCCACAAAAAAAACGGUUUCAAUUCAGAUGUACGUUUGAAUCCGGUGGACACUAUUUUAGGAAAGAGGAUCGGAAUGCUUGUGUCACUGUACAAAUAUGAAGUAGCAUUUGUCGAUUGUCAAAGGUUCAAUAAAGUGAGAUACGUUUUAACUUGA